UAUCAGGGUCUGUCACGUCUUUAUUCUUCAUGAAAGCGAACUUCAGGCGCUCUUUGAAAUAAGCUGAUCCCUGGGGGUAGUCACGGCCAAGAUACAGCAGCUUUUGGACAAGGAUUGGAAACACAUUUAGCUAAAUCACAGGACACAACCGAACCCUGUGUGUAUGUAUAUGCAUGUGCCAUAGACAGAUAGUUCACUUACAGUUCUGUAAAGUUUGAUAACCUGACCCCUGAAAGGGUUGGCCAUGUCAGAAACCAGGUGGCCUUUCACACUCCUGAAACGAAAAGAACAUCAAAGAGAAACUGUCUGAGAUGACAUUGAAAGUAGAGACGGAAGCAUUUGGUGGGCGUGACUGAGUGAAAGAAGACAGAAGCCAGCAACCAACAACAGAAUUAGCCAGAGUAGUUGCGACGUCUAAUCACGCCGCUCUGCUCUGAAAUAAGAUAGCUAACGUUACCGUUAAACCGAACAGCUAGCUAGCUUGUUAGUUAGCACGUAACACAUAAGUUCACGUUAGCCUAACGUACUGCAUUUAUCACACUCUACGACCAACCAUUUAAAACGGUGCUGUCAUAUUUACUCGUGUUCUUCUGUUGGGUGGAGUUACUCAAACGGUACAACAAUGAAAACACGAAUCCUUUUCUUUGUCUUACCUGCGACAACACAAUGUAUGGACAAUAAGAGUACUUCUUCGUCCACGAACUGAACAGAGCUGGACACAGCCGUACGUCGUUUCGUUAUGUCGCAAAUUAAAACAGAUAACCACGCAUGCGCAUUUGUUUCUAUGGUUACCUGGACGCUGUAGAGCUUUUUUGUUUCAGCAUCGUUCAGCAUGCCACCAAAGAAAGGAAAGUCAUCAAAGGGAGGUAAGCUGAACAAGGCCCAGAAGGCAAAGCAGCAGCAAGAGGAUGAGGAAAGAAGGCUGCAAGAGGAUGAGGAAGCACGGCUGCAAGCGGAAAAAGAAGAGAGGGAAAGAUUGGAAAGAGAGAGAAAGGAGAAGGAGCAAGAAAGGCUUGAGUUAACGGACCAAGAGCGCCGAGAAGAUGAGUUGAACGAACUCCGCCAUCUACUGGAGAAGAAUCAUACUGCGGUAACCACAUGCAAAACUGAUGCUGUGGAGAAAGCCAAGUGGGAGAGAUACAUUCAUUGUGAUGGCACCCCAGACCCAGCAGUACAGCAGGAUCUUAACACACAUAUCAGCUUAUGGAGAGAUGACCCAGAGGUCAACAUCACACUCGUGCUCAAACAAUGUCACCUCGCUCUACAGUUGAUGGAGGAGCUGGAGGCUCUGCUCAGAGAUGUUACAGAUCCACAAGAGUGCCACAAGUACCAGGAGGGCCUCAUAAACUUGCAGGAGCUAAUCCAUUCUAAACACCUCCUCACCACUGAGGAGAUCCUCAAGAGUGCCAGUAUGAACAUCGACACUGAGACAGGCAACAUGCAGACUGUGUUCAAAGAUGUCAACAUUACGCUGUGUCUCUGGGCCAACCUCAAGAAGAAUCCAAGGUUUAGAGAUUUAAACUUUGGGGAGGCUGGCCUGGGCUUUGAGCUUCCCAAACAGCUAGCUGUAAGCCAUAUCGCUGUACGGUUGCUCCACACACAUUAUGACCACCUGUCCUUGCUGGCCAGGAUGGCUCACCCGAGAAUGCACACACCCAGCCUCAGGUCUCUUGCAGGUGGUGAGGAGGUUCCGGCAGACAUAGAUGUACCUGAGCAGGGGGAGACAAAAAGAACGGGGGAGGUGAAGGAAGACAUUGAGACCCAGCAGCAGCAAGUGGACGAGGAGGUGCAGUCCAUCCAAGGGUUUGAAGGGAGGAAGAGUGCAGCCAGCCAAGAGUCCAGUAGAAACAGUGCCCAACCUGCAGAAGGCAGAGUGAGCCAGAUACAGACACAGAUGGAGGCACUCAGCACUGAGGGGGACUUGACUGAGACUCCCAUAGUGCAGCUGACAAUGAUGGAGCGCAUUGAGUGUGUCCAGGUAGUGGACUUAAUGCAGUACACACCUCUGGGUGGGGUCUUCUACUGUGACGUGUUUCACCUCCCGCCACAAGCCCACCAGGUCAAUGGCUGGGAAAUUAGACAGCUGUUGGACGAAGGGCUUCAGGUGUUCCCGUACCCUUUGGAAAAGUCUGACUUAGAUGACACCGAAGCUCUCACCUGCCCUCCUGUCGGUGUGUCUGUGACACUGCCGGACUCCGUCGUCUUCCUGGAAACUCCCCAAGUAGCUCGCUGGGAUGCUGCAGUGAAGCAGUGGAGGACGGACAGUAUCACUGACUUGUCUUAUGAGGAAAAAGAGGCCAAAAUCUCCUUUAAGAUGGACUCCUUCCAGCCGUUUGUGCUGAUGCAGGAAACGUAUGCCAACCUUCCCUUCCUGAGUUGGGAGCUCAGGCCAUUGGGCCAAGACGCAGCUCUUUUCACCGUCAACGGGGCACUCAUUGACCUCAGUAUCACGAUCCAGGGUAAUCAGUGUAUGUUGCAGUUGGGGCAAGAGAGAGGUCUCUCUCACCUCAUAGGGAAGUGGAUGAGUGGCCCCAUCCUGCAGAGAGCCAUGCUCAACGCAGGGAUCAACAUCUUUGUCAACGAGUACACCGACAAAUACAUCAUCACCUGCGGCAAGGACCCACUUACAGAACAUGCUGCCUACGAACAGAUGGCCCUCUUCGCCUCUGCCUGCGCUUUCUCGUGGAGCAAGUGGAAUGCCAAAUGUGGAGCUGAGCAUUUAGUCAUGCAGGCGUGUGAGCACCACGGCCCUGUCCCGGUGCCUAAGGAUUUGUGGAGUCUCUACCUGCUGGGUGCUCAGAGGAGUCAGAAGCUGGAAAUCACAGAGAAGAGUGAGGAAUUCUCUCCAGAUUAUUAUCCCGGAAGUGAGUUUCACUCCACCUUCAUCCACAUGCUCCAGGACAACAUGAGCACUGACGGCAUAGCCAGGACCAGAGAAUCCAAUUAUCUGUUUGUUGAUACAGUACAGAGCCUUCUCUGUGCCACCAGACCACUGAUUUAUUCAUAACCGGUGUGAAAUUAACUUGAAGUUUUUCUAAACCAACAAAUUAAAGACAUUUUAAACACCUGAA
Messenger RNA from Perca flavescens (yellow perch), 3071 nucleotides. It is a transcript of the gene dnai7, whose product is annotated as dynein axonemal intermediate chain 7. Gene Ontology annotation, molecular function: microtubule binding; beta-tubulin binding. Lineage: Eukaryota; Metazoa; Chordata; Actinopteri; Perciformes; Percidae. The record is from RefSeq and is a predicted model, not a curated record. The transcript has 17 exons. Gene Ontology annotation, cellular component: axoneme. Bases 833 to 3007 code for a protein of 724 amino acids.